Molecule: messenger RNA, 2150 nt
Organism: Cyprinus carpio (common carp)
Lineage: Eukaryota; Metazoa; Chordata; Actinopteri; Cypriniformes; Cyprinidae
Exons: 2
Coding region: 97-1656 (519 amino acids)
Source: RefSeq, a predicted model, not a curated record
UUGCAAUGUAUAUACGAUAAUCAAUGCUUCGCGCUGCCAUUUGCAUUAUCAGAAGAAUGCCCCUUUAAUCUGCUGGGCAGAGAUGCUUUGUGUAAAAUGAAAAUGAUGAUUGUGUGUGAUGAGGAGAGUGGUGUGACAUGUGAAGCAUGGCGCUUGCUGAGAGAGAGUGAGGAUCUGUAUGUGUAUAUGUGGUUACUGACUGAAAGUGAAACACUAAGAAACGUAGCAAAAGGGUGUAUGAGAGAAGGCUCUGAUUUUCAGAGCGAAGGCGAAUUGCAUGUUACAGCUCAUGUUAGUGUGGGCCAAGAUGUCCCAUACGAAGAGGUCUGGUCAGGAGACGUCACUGACCAAAUCUCAUGUACAGAGGUCUAUUGGGAUGACAAACAUUGUGCAGGAAAAAUUAAAUUAGAAACUGGGAUGUGUUUGUUUGAUGUGGCUGAUUCCUUCCCACAUGUGUCGUUGGCAAAAAGCCCAGACAUAGAGUGGAAAGACAAUGGUCCAUUUUUGAAAAGCUGUGUUGAAAGCAAAAGCUGGCAAGCACAUUUAGAAGGUUGUUUUUACAACCCCGAGCUAAAGGCUUGGAAACAGGCGGUCAAACCACAAACAUGGUUGGGACUGCGUUCGAUUAGAAUAAUUAGAGACUGCCAGCUGCCAAACACAGCUUGUCAAAACAGACUAAUACCACAGGAAAUAAUGUCCCAAAUACCACAGGAACUGUGGGCAAAGGACAGAUAUGACGUAGGGCUAAUAAAAAACUGUCCUGAGGUCAGGAUAACACCCAAGUCUAAUUACAGACCACACAAACCGCAAUAUCCUGUCAAACGGGAUGCAUUGGAAGGCAUAACGCCAGUGUUUGAGUCACUGCUAGAGCGAGGUAUAAUUAUACCGUGUGCUGACUCACCAGUAAACACCCCGAUAUUUCCUGUAAAGAAAAUACGUGAUGUAGGCCAACCAGAAGAGUGGAGAUUUGUGCAAGAUUUACAAGCUGUAAAUGCUGCAGUUGUAGCACGAGCACCAAAUGUACCCAAUCCGUACACCAUUUUGUCUCAAAUUCCAUCUGAUACCACUCACUUUACAUCCGUGGAUAUAUCAAAUGCAUUUUUUAGCGUACCAGUGCACAAAAAUAGCCAAUUCUGGUUUGCCUUCACGUUUAAAGGGAAAAGAUAUACCUUUACGAGACUGUGUCAGGGUUACUGUGAAAGCCCAACGAUCUACAACGACGCGCUGCAUGAAAACUUAUUGUCGCUAAAACUGCCCAAGGGCGUGGCAUUGCUGCAAUAUGUGGAUGACUUGCUUCUAUGCGCACCUUCCAGAGAAGUGUGUUUAGAGGCAACUCUGAAACUACUAAACCAUUUAGCAGAAAACGGUCAUAAAGUGAAUAUCAAAAAGGUUUCUAUCGCAGAGGAACAGGUUACAUUUUUAGGCCAUGUUAUUUCGAAAAACGGGAAACACAUUUCCGAGAAAAGGAUCAGUGGAGUGUUACGGGUGCCAAAACCAAGAAAUAAGAAACAGAUGAUGGCAUUUCUGGGUAUGACUUCGUAUUGCAGAACGUUUAUUAUUAAUUACAGCGAAAUUGAAAGACCAUUGAGUCAAAUGAUUUUUGACACCAAAUUAUCUGCAAACCAACUGAUUACGUGGACAAAAAAGGGGGAAUGAUAGAGGCAUUGAGGUCCUCAUUUUUUACGAAAGGGUUCACAGUCCAAGCUGAAGCAUUCUGUAAAAACUGCCUAAUAUGUGCGCAGCGAAACAUAGGAAGAAAUAACAAACAACCCAUGGCAGGGCACCCACAAACCACACAGCCCUUCCAACACGUCAUGAUGGAUUACAUAGAGCUGACACCCCACAAGGGUAAGAAAUACUGCCUAGUAAUGGUUGACAUGUUCUCUAAAUGGACCGAGGCAAUGCCCACGAGUAAAGCAGACUCAAAAGGAGUGGCAAAAAUGCUAUUACAGCACAUAGUACCUAGGUGGGGCAUACCAAGGAAAAUUUCAAGUGACAAUGGGUCUCACUUUGUCAAUAGUGCAAUCAAAACAUUGAGUGAGGGACUUAAAUUAGACCUCACUCACCAUUGCUCUUACCACCCAGAAUCAGGGGGGGCGGUGGAGCGUGAAAAUGGAACAAUAAAACUAAAAUUGACUAAAUGCAUGGAC